AAGAUUGAUUCGAUACCUCAGAUGCCCAAGGCGGGAGCGAAUAUGCAGGAGAGUCAGCAGCGGCAGAGCGGCGCAAGGCCGUACAGAUCCCACCUGCGGCCGGCGUGUGUGCCGUGUCGCCGCAGAAAGUCGCGAUGCCAGACCGCAGGCGAUGCUGCCGUCUGCCUGACCUGCCGUGCCCACCAGACCGAAUGCUUUUUCCCUGGUGACUCGCAGGAAUCUGCAUCUCCGGAGCCUGCCCGUCGACGCCGCCGAGUAGAAGCCCGGCCCUCGUCUUCAGAGCCUUCCCGAGCGAGUUCCCUGAGGGUUGCACAGGUCGCGGCGCCGCCCAUUGCCGGCAUCUCGACAACGGGUCAAAGCUACCAUGACCACGAGGAAGAAUCAACGCUGGCACUGGGCUCCGACGAUGACCAGCAUCUCAAUCUACAUAUCGUAGGCCCGGCUGCUACGAACGACAGCCAGGUCUUGUCUACUUAUCUCUCCGGAAUCCCUGGUGCUACCCGGAGUACUCGGAUGAUUAUCCCGGAGCCCGCCAGCUGUUCGCGGCCGGUGCUGUUUACGGAGGUUCAGAAGAGGCCUUUCGGCGUCAAGUUGAAUCGUAGCCCUUCGGCGGAGAAGCUGGAGAUUAUUGAAAAACUCUUGGAGCCUCAUAACGAAGCUGUUAUUGACGAAUACUUCAAGAAAGUGAAUGUGUGCCUCCCGCUGUUGGAUGAAGUUUCGUUCCGCCGUCAAUACCAGGAAGACAAGACGCGGAUCUCGCCGGCGCUCAUGGCAUGCCUGUACGCGCAUACAAUCGUGUACUGGCAGAGCUCUCCGGUCUUGAGCCGCUACAGGUGCCCGGAGAGCCGCUUCAUAUGGAAUCUUGCCAACGAAGCGGUAUACUCAGAACUCCAUCUGUCACCUGGCAUGUCUAUCAUCAAGGCGAUUGUACUGAACAUUGGCGGACGUCCAACCACGUCUCUGAUAGGAAACGGGGUGCUACUGGGUUCUGCAGUGUCCAUGGCGCAUUCGCUGGGCCUGAACCACAAUCCUCUUCCGUGGAAGAUUCCGCAGCCGGAAAAGUAUCUGCGUAUGAAGAUUUGGUGGGCGCUGUUGGUCCAUGACAGAUGGACAAGUCUGGCGCACGGCACGCCGCCUCACAUACAAAGGGCCCAGUACGAUGUGCCUCCGCCAACUCUGGAGUAUCUUGGCGAGACCCUGAUAGAAACCAAUAACUCUCGGUCUGAGCUAAGAGCCAAUAUCUUCAUUUCGCUGGUGACGCUGAGCGAAGUGUUGGACCGGUUCCUGCAGUAUGUGUACUGCGUUGGACGGGCUAAGCUGACGACUACCGAUCUCGAGCAUGCACUGCAUCAAUGGAUUGACUCACUGGAGGGUCCCUGUCGCCGGAUUGUCCUGCGCGGAUCCCAUCUGGACGUUACCGGGGCAGCAAACCUUCGCCUGGCCUAUCUGACUGCCAAAUUGCUUCUACAACGGAUCCAGCUCGAGGCCGAGAAGCAGGGAGACAGCGUCAGUGCAGAGAGCGUGAUCAACCGAUAUUCCGGAGCACGCAUGACGUCCGAGGAGAUUCUCAUGCUCAUACAAGACCUCCAACCGGAGCAUCUCGGCGACUUUUGGAUGUCUGUGAGCGCCUUUUCCUUCCCGGCCGCCGUCAACUUUUUGCUGCGGUGCGCGCUUGAGACUGAGAAUUCUCCCGAAGGCCUCGCGCAAAGCCCCUCGUUUAAGAUCGCCCGCGACCUCAUCACCACGCUUCGCUCGCACCAGGAGCAGCACAAGUGGGAUCUGGGCGACGUCUGUCUUGCCCAGCACGCCGAGAUUGUGGACAAGAUGCUGGCGGGUGCGGUGCCGGACGAGCAAGGCGGGAACAGUAGCAGUCUGGACCUGCAGGACUUUGACGUGUCGAUCCUGGACCACAUCUUCCCAAGCGUAUGGGACCCGUUGCAGAAUGCCUGGUGA
Molecule: messenger RNA, 1953 nt
Organism: Trichoderma citrinoviride
Lineage: Eukaryota; Fungi; Ascomycota; Sordariomycetes; Hypocreales; Hypocreaceae
Product: N-terminal binuclear Zn cluster-containing/DNA binding domain-containing protein
Exons: 4
Coding region: 22-1953 (643 amino acids)
Biological process (GO): DNA-templated transcription
Cellular component (GO): nucleus
Molecular function (GO): DNA binding; DNA-binding transcription factor activity, RNA polymerase II-specific; zinc ion binding
Source: RefSeq, a predicted model, not a curated record